Messenger RNA from Peronospora matthiolae, 678 nucleotides. The record is from the annotation of a GenBank genome assembly. NCBI's taxonomy places the organism in Eukaryota, Oomycota, Peronosporomycetes, Peronosporales, Peronosporaceae.
AUGAUCCCUACUGGAGGUCGCGCAUCUCUUCCGAGCCCUUCUUUUAAAGCAGCGGGUGGGUCUCGUCUUACUGCUCGACGAGACCCAGGACAUCAACAAUCAGCUAGGCACGAGGCUCCCAACUGUCCCACGUCGGUGGAUAGCCACGCCAGCGGAGAAGGUAACUCGUCCGGACGCCAUUCACAUCGUGGUGGUUCACAAUACGCUCCACUAGAACGCGUUAACCACCGCCUGAGCCCACAAAAGGAUGUGGUGGCGGCGGGAUCACCUGAUCCGGCUCGAGGGUCGGAUCUGCUUGAUGUUCAGGAGCUGAACCGUGUGACGGAACAGUUGCCAGAUGACCUGGCUCAUGAACGGACUCGGCGUAAUGAGCUCCAUGAACUCGUAAAGGAUAAUUACAAUUCCUCGACGCACGAUAGUUCGGACGAUCGUGCUGCGCUUGCGUACGCACAACUUGAGAACGAACGUUCGAUUCGUUCUCUUCGUGACGAGCUGGCUGUAGCUCGUCAAAACACCGCUCAACUUCGUGAACAGUUCGCUUCGUUAGUCGACCAGACUGUCUCGUUGAAACGGGACCACUCGAGGGUGAUCUCGGCUCUCGACCGCGGAGGUGCUCUUUGCGUCUCGAAACGAACUCGUACUGAUAGUAUGGGCGGAGACGUCCAACGUAAAACGUAG